This is a messenger RNA of Hypanus sabinus (Atlantic stingray), 5306 nucleotides long. Its product is annotated as hyaluronidase PH-20-like. The coding region runs from base 158 to 1492 and encodes 444 amino acids. Gene Ontology annotation, biological process: hyaluronan catabolic process; carbohydrate metabolic process. Lineage: Eukaryota; Metazoa; Chordata; Chondrichthyes; Myliobatiformes; Dasyatidae. Gene Ontology annotation, molecular function: hyalurononglucosaminidase activity. The record is from RefSeq and is a predicted model, not a curated record. Gene Ontology annotation, cellular component: acrosomal vesicle. The transcript is spliced from 4 exons.
AAUUUCAUGUUCAUUCCCAAUGGAAUCUUACUCCGAUCGGAAUUAUAUAAGCAUGGUUACAACCAGGCUGGAACUCAGAGUAACCUGAAACAGUCAACAGAGAGUUUUGGAAGAGGACUCCCAGCGAACUGAAAGAGGCUGGGAUCUCAAUGCCAGGAUGGAUGUAUUUAAUCGUCUGGGAAGUAGCAGCGUUAAAAUCCUGGUGAUUCUUUGGCACCUCACACUUCUUCCAGGAUCCUCCAGCCAGCCGCAUCUUAAAACCACACCUCCCUUAAGGCAGGGUUUCCCAUUCCUCGCGAUAUGGAAUGCGCCAUCUGAGCUAUGCACAAACAGAUUCGGAAUCACAUUCAAUCUAACAUCAUUUCCAAUGACAUCGACCACACAGAGAAGCCCGCUUCAGCAGGACAUCCGGAUAUUCUACAACCAGAUGCUCGGACACUACCCUCACUACAAUGAGCGAACCGGUCAGGAGUUCAAUGGUGGGAUUCCACAGCAAGCUAACAUGGCUGAACAUUUGAAAAAAUCUGAGCAGGAUAUUCGGAUGCUAAUCCCAUCCACCACAUCCAAGGGUCUAGCUGUUAUUGACUGGGAGAACUGGAGACCCCUCUGGAGUAGAAACUGGAAACAAAUGUCCAUCUACCAGCGUCAAUCCAUUGAGCUGGUGCAACAGAGGGAUUUAUCCCUAACGCGGGAAAAUGCAACGAAAAUUGCCAAGGCUGAAUUCGAGGAGGCUGCAAAAACAUUCCUGAUCAAGACUCUGCAGCUCGGCAAGAAAUUAAGACCCAAUCAACUCUGGGGUUAUUACCUGUUCCCCAAUUGUUAUAACAGCUGGCACAAGGACAGGAAUAGAACGUACACGGGUAAGUGUGCCCGGCGGGCAGUAACACGCAACAACAAACUCCUCUGGCUCUGGCACAAGAGCACAGCACUUUUCCCUAGUACCUACCUGCCCAAAGUUUUCCAGUCUUCCUACAAGGCAAAGCUGUUCGUGCGCCAUCAAGUGCAGGAAGCCAUGAGGGUCGCUGCUCUUUCCAAGGAACGUGCUCUCCCAGUUUAUGUUUAUACCAGAACAGUAUAUCGCAACACUUUAAACGAAUCCCUCUCAGAGGCCGAUCUUGUCAGUACAAUUGGUGAAAGUGCAGCACUGGGAGCAGCGGGGAUUGUGGUCUGGGAAAGCACAAAUACAACUAUCAAGAAACACACCUGCAACGUGUUGCAGAGUUACGUCGAGGACAUCCUGAACCAUUACGUCUUGAACGUGACCCACGCCGCAAGGCUGUGUAGCAAGGAGCUUUGCGGCGGCAAUGGCAGGUGCCUGAGGAAACACUGGGACUCCGACAGCUACCUCCACCUGAACCCCAGCAACUUCAAGAUCCACAGGAAGGCAAAUGGCAGCCUGGUGGCAAGAGGCCAGGCCUCCGUGGAGGAUCUGCGCUACCUCUCGGAGAAGUUCACCUGCCGGUGUUACGUUGGGAGAGCCUGCAACUUUUAGUAACACUGGCAGUGUUCCAACAUGUUUGUCUAUGUCCUUCUCUACUGUCACAAUGAGGCCACACUCAGACUGGAGGAGUAAAACCUCCUAAUUCUAGAUAGCCUCUAAUCUGAUGGCAUGAAUAUCAAUUUCUCAAAUUUCUGGUAAUUUCUUCACUCUUCCCCUUGUCUCUUUUACCAUUCUCACCAUUUCCAUUCUGGUUUCCUCUCACCUCCUCUCUUCUCCUUACCUGCCUAUCACCUCCCUUCUUCCUUUCUCCCCUGGUCGAUAAGAACAUAAGUAAUAGGAGCAGGAGUAGGCUGUCUGCUCCACCGUCCAAUAAGAUCAUGGCUGAUCUGGCCAUUGAAAGCAUCUCCAUCUACUUGCUUUUUCCCCAUAGCCUUUAAUUCCCCCACGAUGCAAAAUACUAUCCCUUCUUCUGGGAGGAUGAACUCUCCCCUCCUAUAAGAUUCCUUCCUCUUCAGCACUUUACCUCUUCCACCUGUUAACUCUCAGCGUCUUACGUCUUCACCCCUCCCCCACCUUCUUACUCUGGCUUUGGCCCCCUUCCUUUCCAGUCCUGAAGAAGCGUUUCGGCCCAAACGUUGACUGUUUGUUCCCUUCCAGCUGCCUGACUGGCUGAGUUCCUUCAUCAUUUUGUGUGACUUGCAGGGGAAGAUUGCUAAAACUCAUUUGUUCCCCAAGAAACACACUUCAGCAAAAAGUUACAAGUAACGCAGGAAAUGCAGGAGAUACUCAGCAGGUCAGGCUGCGUCUAUGGAGAGGAAAAUGACAUCAAUGCUUCAGGUCAUCAGAAAUGCACUGUAGCAGGGGUUCCUAACUUUUUCUAUGCCACGGAGCCUUACCAUUAACCGAGGCUGGGGACUCCUGCACUACAGGGAUAAAAAGUCCUUAGAGCUAUGAAUUAAGUCUCAGACAUGGGAACAGAGAGAUCAGAAGGAAGAACCUACAACAGGGUAAAGCUCUGGAAAGACUGUAUGACACGAGACAGAACGAAUGGUGAGCACUGGUGAUCAAUAGAAGGUCUAUCUGGGAAGUAAACACCAUUAAACGAGCUUGGGCAAAAAUUAUUCAAUCUCGGGGAAAAGCAUUUUGAAAUAUUAAAGGAUCCAUGAUAUAGAUGUUAAGAUCAUGAGAUCAUAAGGCGAAGGAGCAGAAUUAGGCCAUUCAGCCCAUUGAGUCUAAUUUACUAUUCCAUCGUGGGUGAUUUAUUUUCACUCUCAACCCCAUUUAAAGCAAUUUCCUUCUGGUGAAGUUAGGAAACAUUUCUACACUUAAUGGUUGAUAGAAAUUUGGAACUCCCUUUCACAAAGGCUAAUUAUUAAUUUUAAAUUUGAUAUUGAUAUAAUUUCCUAGCCAAAGGGAUUGUUGACAUGAUCCUCAGAGCACCCAUAAUCUCAAGAAUUAACCGAGGGUAAUGAAUGCCCCCCGCCUCCUAUUCCUGUUCUCUAGUAUGUAGAAAGGGACCAUUUGGCCCAUUGGCUACAUGCCAGCUCUUAGAACUGUCUCACUAUUCCUAUUUCCCCAUUAAUUUCCCUGAAAGUCAUUCUCUGAGGUAGACUCAUUAACUCUCCCUUCAUUCUCCGACCAUCCCAUUUACAGUGACCAAGUAACCUAUCAGCCUUUAGGAUGUAGGAGGAAAAUGUAGGUACUGGAUACAAUCCACAGGCACAGGGAGCAAUUAGAAGCUCCACACAAGGGAACUACAGGCGGUAUUGAACCUGCAUCUUGGAGCUGUGGCAAACACAAGGCUACUUAGCAAGCUAAGAACCCACGGUCUUACGUGAAAGAUGCCAGCAUGGAUGGAGCAUUGGCUGAUUGGAAAGAGGCAAAGAGUGGGAAUAAAGGGAGCAUUUUCUGGAUGGCUGCUGGUGACUAGUGGUGGUCCACAGGGAUCUGUGUUGGGACUGCUUCUUUUUAUGUUCUAUGUCAAUGAUUUGGAUGACGGAAUUGAUAGUUAUGGUCUUAUGGUUUAACAUUGCUUGCACACCAGAAGGCAGGAGGAUGGGGUUGAUAAAUUAUCCGUGGUGGAAUGGCGGAGCAGAUUCAAUGGGCUGAAUGGUCUAAUUCUUUUCCUAUGCGUUAUGGCCUUACUGCUGAACUAAGUGGUCCAAUGUGGUGUGGAGCCAAAUUCACCAGGGAAAAGCGGCAUCAGUCCCCAGUCCUUGCGGGUGUGUGAUCCUCGUUUCCCUGUAAUACCUGGGUGCCUAGCUCAUGGACAGAGCACCCGUCAUGGCUAACUGCGUGGGGAUGUGUGCGGGACAGCAAGCACACAGGAGAUGGGUGGAUAGGACUUGGUAUGAGUCAGGACACAGCCAGUAAAACAUUGUAUUAGAAGAAUAUACAACACAAGAACAGAUUCUGAUAUUAGUUUUAAAAGAGACAUGUUGCUAGAGGAACUCAGCGGGUCAUUCAGCAUCUACGGAGAAAGAUGGACAGUCAACAUUUUGGGUCGAGGCCAUUCAUCCACAUGGACCUUAGUCUUAACCCAAAAGGUUGCACGUUCAUUUACCUCCACAGAUGCUGCCUGACCAGCUGAGUUCCUCCAAGAGCUGGACUACUGAGUCUGCAUUCUGUAUCUCUGGAAGGCAUGGGAUCACUUGGAUACGUAUCUCCAGUGGUUCCCUAGAUCUCCAAGGGGCAUUUUGUUAUGACAGGCAUUAUGUAAACAUUGUUACUGUUAAUUUGUUGUAUUGUAUGUUGAAGAACCAAUUUCAGAGUGAUUUAUAAGUGAUUCCCUGCCACUUUACACAUGGUGGUUUCACAUUAGAACAUCAGAACCAAGGGCAGUCCAUUCACCCUCCAGUACCAAUUCUGCCAUUCAAUAAGAUCAGUUCGGAUCUUUCACCUCCUACUGCCCUCCUGCACCAUCCCAUUUUCUGCUGAUUUCCUCAAUAUUUCACCAUCCAUUGAUCUCAGUUUUGAGUGUACUUCAUGCUGAGCCUCCACCGAGUGAUGAAGUUUCUCUCCAUUCAAUCAAUCAAUGUUGUCGUCCCUCCGGUGCACUUCUGGGGCAUUGGCUCUGAGCUGGCAGCUCCAUCUCUCCUUCUGCCAGGCAUGAAUGAGAGAACUGGGAGUGUUGGCCUAAAGAUUAAAAGGUUGGCUUUAUUUGUCACACGUACAUCGAAAUAUAUAGAGAAGUGGGUCAAUUGCGCCAUGCUUUCAGCGCCUUCAAUUUAGUAACCCCGAUGGAACGUGGCAGGACACUGGAGAACCUGGAGGAAACCUACGCGGUCAUGGGGAGAAUGUACAAAUUCCUUACAGACAGUGGCGGGUGUUGAACUCCAGUGCUAUAAAGCAUUACAUUAACCUCUCCGCCAGCAUGCUGCCCACACGGUACAGACUGGGCAGAGUUCUGCCCACGUCCCUGUCCACGGUCAUUUGUCACACUCUGUGUGAAUGACGAUUGUUUCACGCUCAUUCGCAGCACCUCUGCAUCAGAUAUAAACAAGUUAGAAGCCAUUAUUGUUAUAUUAAUUUAUUUACUUUUAUUUUUAUAUGAAAAAAUUUAUAUUUAAAUGAUUCAAAGUGCACUUAUUAUCAAAGAAUGUAUACAAUAUACAACUUUAAUAUUUGUUUGCUUACAAGUAGCCACGAAGCAAGAAACCUGAAAGCACCCAAUAAAAGAUAAAUAAAUAUAAAGACCAACACCUGAUGUGAAAGAGAAAGGGGAAAAAAGACAAAUCAUGCAAACAAUUGAAGUGAAUGAUAGUGUAUAUUACAAAUGAUAUUUUUAUGCACAAAUGCAUAUUUUGGAGAAAUCAAUGUAUUGAUUUUCAGUCUGUCUUGGACCAAAUAAAAUAUUUGUCAAAUA